AUGCGUUCUAUCGUCCUUAUCAGCUUAUCCGUUCUCUUCAGCCGAGCGUCGACAGCACAGACGUUUUCGGACCUGGCCAUCCAGAAGGUGCUCCGAGAUGCCGCACCUAUCUUUGGCGAAUAUCAUAACUCGAAUUCACUCAAGGCAACGUGGAUGAAGGACUACGAUGAUGAUACACCCAUCACGGCCAUGAACCUUCCAGGGACCCACGAUACAUCAACCUGGAAUUACACCCGCGAAACUAAACAUGCGCUUGAAGGACUGAACAGAAUUAAUGAUGCUGGUAUUAUGGCCCCUUAUUUAUUCUACCGUUGCCAAUCCUCUCCAUUGAUCGACAUGCUUAAUGGCGGGAUCCGCGUGUUUGAUCUACGCUUUGCAUUCGACGUUACAAACCUUACGCUUGUGUUCUACCACGGCAACGCGCUCCAGUCGGAGACCGCGACGGUUGAGGACGUUCUUUUCGGAUUCUAUCAGUGGCUAGAUGACCAUCCGACAGAGGCUCUCUUUCUGUCGUUCAAGGACGAAGGAGGUACGGCGAAGUAUGUGCCUGAUAGCGCUGCCACCCAACAAGCUAUUCACAACGUUCUUACCUCCAACCACGCGCGUCGGUACUUUGUCCAAGCCAAGAACGAACUGGGAACUCUGGGCGACACUCGGGGGAAAAUCACCCUAUUCCGACGCUUUAGCUUGGAUAAGAUCAAGGGCGCAGACCUUCCCGGGAUCUAUUUCCCCGGGAGCCAGUGGAAAGAUAACUCUAAUAACAUUACGCUGGUCUAUAACUCGGAUAAGAACUUAAAGGCGUAUAUCGAGGAUCAUUACAACGUUGGAGGUUUCGAUUGGCCAAAAAUCAUUCAGAGGAAGUAUAAUGCAACAACGGUGCAUCUUCUCGAGGCCUUGAAGAACGAACACUCGGAUGACCUCUUCUGGACAUUUGCAUCUGGAGGUGCGGAUAUCGUAGGGUUGUACCCCGAAGCAAUGGGUCUGGGAAGUAUUGUUGCAGAAACAGGGGUCAAUAAGCAGUUGUUGUCGUUUUUGAAGCAGCACAAGGGUAAGCACCUGGGCAUUGUUAUGUAUGACUUUUUCAAAGAGGAUGACGGUAUAGUGGACGCAUUGCUGAACCUCGGGAGCACUUCGGGAAUACAUUAUGACUUAAAAUAA
Aspergillus steynii IBT 23096 is the source of this 1158-nucleotide messenger RNA. Its product is annotated as PLC-like phosphodiesterase. Lineage: Eukaryota; Fungi; Ascomycota; Eurotiomycetes; Eurotiales; Aspergillaceae. The transcript has a single exon. The record is from RefSeq and is a predicted model, not a curated record. Gene Ontology annotation, molecular function: phosphoric diester hydrolase activity. Gene Ontology annotation, biological process: lipid metabolic process. The coding region runs from base 1 to 1158 and encodes 385 amino acids.